This is a messenger RNA of Drosophila takahashii, 918 nucleotides long. RefSeq lists its product as uncharacterized. Gene Ontology annotation, cellular component: membrane. Gene Ontology annotation, biological process: proteolysis; G protein-coupled receptor signaling pathway; cell surface receptor signaling pathway. Gene Ontology annotation, molecular function: serine-type endopeptidase activity; G protein-coupled receptor activity. NCBI's taxonomy places the organism in Eukaryota, Metazoa, Arthropoda, Insecta, Diptera, Drosophilidae. The record is from RefSeq and is a predicted model, not a curated record.
AUGGUUCCCCUCUCUGAAUCCUCACCAUUGUGGCAGACCAUUGUAAUGGUAAUAUCUUUGAUAUGUAUGGCUUUUACGAUCACAGUGAGUGCGUACCUGUACAUCAAGCAGCUACACAGUUUGCAUGGCAAGUGCUUUAUGUGCUACAUGGUCGCCCUUUUCAUAAGUCACCUACUUUUGCUCCUCAACUUGUGGAACGUGUGGGAAUUACCGUCGAUCUCCUGCACUACAUCAGGACUCUUGGGAUACUUUUUCGUCAUGGCCGCGUUCUUUUGGCUUUCCGUCAUCAGUCUGGACCUCUGGAAUACGUUCAGUGGGACCUCUCAUUCAUUGAACCGCUACCUGCCAGAGCAUCGAUUUCUGGCUUACAACGGAUUCGCUUGGGGCAUGGCUCUAGCCAUGACAUGUUUCACCAUCGUAGCUGACCAAGUCGUUGAUGAGGAUUGGGCACCUCGUAUGGGCACCAACCAAUGUUGGAUCUACACUGGAGAUAAUGCUGCCUUGAUAUACUUCUUUGGACCGAUGAUACUGCUGAUUGCAUUCAACAUAACCAUGUUUAUCCUGACGACUACUCGCAUAAUGAAAGUAAAGAAGGAGGUCAGGAACUUUGCCCAACAGAAACAAUGGAACAAGAAACUUAGCUCGGAUAUGCGAACUUACACGUUCUUCUUGUGGCUCUUCAUCAUCAUGAGUUUGAUCUCGAGCUUGGAGAUAGUAUAUUUUCUUGUUAGGAAGAACGAGUCCUGGCGUAGCGUUUUGAAGGUGGCUGACUAUCUAAAUUGGUCCCAGGGUACCAUCAUAUUCGGGUUUUUUAUUUUGAGGCCUAGCACUCUUAAACUCUUAAGGGAGCGAAUUAAGGGUGACAACAAUGAAGACCCUGGCACCAAGGAACAGAUCUCGCUUGAGAAUAAAAUUUGA